Messenger RNA from Exaiptasia diaphana, 2023 nucleotides. RefSeq names its product solute carrier family 23 member 2. Gene Ontology annotation, biological process: transmembrane transport. Gene Ontology annotation, molecular function: transmembrane transporter activity. Bases 23 to 1534 code for a protein of 503 amino acids. The record is from RefSeq and is a predicted model, not a curated record. The transcript is spliced from 11 exons. Gene Ontology annotation, cellular component: membrane. Lineage: Eukaryota; Metazoa; Cnidaria; Anthozoa; Actiniaria; Aiptasiidae.
UCUUAUAUUUUACAUUUGUAUCAUGUUCAGAUUGCCUAUAUUGCAAGGUGGAACGUUUACGUUCCUUGCUCCCACUUUUGCGAUUCUUUCUCUUCCAAAGUUCCAAUGUCCGGUUUCAGGAAUUACUAACUCCACCAAUAAUGUCAGCUCAACGUCACAUGAUGAUGGYGAGAUCUGGAAAAUAAGAAUGAGAGAGAUUCAAGGUUCUAUUUUAGCAUCUUCUUUUAUCCAAAUGUUCAUCGGUUUUUCUGGUUUGAUUGGAUUCUUGCUUCGUUUCAUUGGACCUAUUACCGUGGCUCCCACAAUUACUCUCAUUGGCUUGACGCUCUUCCAGGUAGCGCCAGACUAUGCAGGAAAACAUUGGGGGAUUUCUUUGUUGACGAUUGCUUUGAUUGCACUGUUUUCMAUGUUCCUUCAAAACAUCAAAACACCUUUUCCUAGUUGGAAUAAAAGUAAAGGAUGGUACAUCGCCCGCUUUCCUUUCUUUAGACUAUUUCCGGUUAUAAUAGCAAUCGUUAUUGCUUGGAUUGUAUGCGGAAUUGUCACGGCUGCUGGAGGUUUCCCGGAUAAUCCUGCAAAACCUGGUUACCUGGCUCGUACGGAUGCAAGGACUAUAGUGUUAAAAGAAGCCAAAUGGUUUAGAUUUCCGUAUCCAGGUCAAUGGGGUCUUCCUACCGUUAGUGCUGCUGGUGUGUUCGGCAUGGUUGCUGGUGUUCUARCAUCUAUCAUUGAAUCUGUUGGUGAUUAUUAYGCAUGUGCAAGGCUAUCGGGUGCGCCUCCCCCUCCAAAACAUGCCAUUAACCGGGGUAUUGGUGUGGAGGGUAUUGGUUGCUUUAUCACUGGUAUUUGGGGUUCUGGUAAUGGAACAACAUCUUAUAGUCAGAAUGUUGCCGCUAUUAACAUUACUAAGGUUGGAAGUCUUCGCGUCUUGCAAUUCRGUGGACUGGUAAUGAUUGUCGCUGGAGUACUGGGUAAAGUAGGAGCAUUGUUUACAACCAUCCCUGACCCAAUAGUGGGUGGAGUCUUCAUCGCCUUAUUUGGUAUUAUCACAGCCGUUGGUAUUUCAAACCUUCAGUUCGUGGAUCURAACUCAUCAAGAAAUAUUUUUGUUAUUGGCGUGUCUUUGUUCAUGGGAUUGGCAUUGCCGAGCUACAUGAAUACUCACAAAGAUGUUAUUGACACAGGUGUUCGUGAAAUUGACCAGAUAAUCAUGGUGCUGUGUAAGACGGGAAUGGCUGUUGGUGGUUUCCUGGCCUUCACUCUGGACAACAUUAUUCCAGGAACACCCGAGGAACGUGGYUUGAACAUCUGGCGUAAGCUAACAGACACUAAAGCAGAUGAUGCUGACACAGAAAUAAAGUACGCAUCGUUCCGUAUCUACGACCYGCCAUUUGGUUUAAAUCGUCUCAGUUCGUUUAAAUUCGCCAAGUAUGUACCAUGUCUACCUUACUACCCAGAAAACGGACUAAAAUCAGUUGAAGAAUCCGUGAAAAUGACGCCCAAUCAAGAAGAACAAGACCCGACGGCUGAUUGAUAGAAAUUGUUGGACAGUUUGAGAUAUGAAAUGUCAGUGUUCUGAUAAAGCCAAGAUUUUAUACUUUUGCCUAUAUUUUGUUUUUAGACAGACAGUCAAAACAGUCAAAUAUGAACUUGAACUUGUUACUCUAAUAUUAUGCCUACAUAAAAUAUUCGAUUCUGAUUGGCUAAAAGAACUGCCAAUCAUUUCUUAAUUCGUGAAUUAAUUAAUAGUACGCGAAUCUCUUGCUUUGCACUCGUGGUAUUAAUAUCCCUUUAUCAAAUACGCACGGUAUUUUUCAUUAAUUUUUCUUGAACGGUGGUAUUUCCUAUGCAAAACUCAUUGACUCGUUUUUUAAAAAAGUAGUACAUUUGAUUUUGAAGCAAAAUUAAUUUGCAACAUUGAAUUAUUGCCUUURAUAAAAAUAAUAAUUAUGGUUAUUAUGGUUAUAGAUAAAACAGGUUCGUCUUGUUCUGUUAGCCAAUAAAACGAGCGUGGAGAGCAAAC